Messenger RNA from Physcomitrium patens, 1568 nucleotides. RefSeq lists its product as uncharacterized. Gene Ontology annotation, cellular component: chloroplast. The record is from RefSeq and is a predicted model, not a curated record. Lineage: Eukaryota; Viridiplantae; Streptophyta; Bryopsida; Funariales; Funariaceae.
AUGCCAACUAUGAUCUUUUACCUGUCAGAGCGUCUCGAGUCACGCCACGUCUACCGCGGACUGUGGUUGUGUGGGUUGUGGGCUGAUGAAGCACGAGCUCGUUUGAGUUCGUCAAAGAUGAGGUUUUGUGCUUUGUAUUGCAGGGCAGAACGCUGGGCUUUUCACUCAGAGGAAGCUUGAUCGAGUUAAUUGAGACACACUUGUUGCUGAAUUAUUAUCCAUUGAUUCUGAAUUGGAGCCAUGGCGGGCGCUACUUCGACAUCGUGGUUGCAUUCCGCAAAGACGUCUGUGCCGUCGCUUGUGUCUGCAUUACCCCGCAAGCAGUGCACAUCAAGCUUCAGGAAGUCUGUGAGCGUUGUGAGGGCCGAGCAGAAAGACUCUAACCUCAGUACUGCAGAAUCUGAGGCGGAGACUCCGGCACCAGCGCCAUCUCCUGCGUCGGAGACGACUGUGAACUCUGAUUUUAAGGGUGGGCCGUUCACUGUUCGGUCUGACAUGAUUGGUGCUGUAUUGGGGGGCUCGUUAAAUGUGCCUUUUCGAUUGGGUUCUGGCGCACUUGUCAAAGGAUACAAAGUAGAGAAUAAACCUGCAGCAGAAGUUGGAGAUGACAAAUAUGCUAUUCCAUUUGCAGGGCGCAAGUUUGUGGAGGUCGCCAAUCCAGGGCCUAGGCCUGAAAAACCCAUUGAGAUUUACGAGUUUGAAGGUUGUCCUUUUUGCCGAAAGGUGAGGGAGAUAGUUUCCAUCUUGGACAUCGAUGUGAUCUUCUACCCAUGUCCGAAGAAUGGUCCUAACUUCCGUCCAAAGGCUAAUGAGAUGGGCGGAAAGAAGCAAUUUCCUUACAUGGUUGACCCCAACACAAAUGUUGCCAUGUACGAAUCUGACGACAUCAUCAAAUAUUUAGUUGAAAAAUACGGUGACGGACAAGUGCCAAUUAUGCUCAACCUCGGUGCAUUGACGACAAUAACAGCUGGCCUUGCUCUAAUUGGGCGUGCGGGAAAGGGCUCCACAUAUGUACCCGCUAAAUUGCCUGAGAAACCAUUAGUACUGUGGGCUUAUGAGUCUUCUCCAUUCUGUAAGAUUGCGAGGGAAGCCUUGUGUGAGCUCGAGAUUCCUCACGUUUAUCGCAGCUGUGCUCGAGGAAGUGCCAAGAGGGACCUACUGAAACAGAAGACCGGCAAGUUUCAGGUGCCAUACCUGGAGGAUCCUAACACUGGAGCAGCAAUGUUCGAAAGUCACGACAUUGUUGAGUAUGUAAGGAAGACAUAUGCUUUGGCUCAAAACUAAGAAACCUGCUUGUGAGAUUUGUCCUAGUUUAAAUCGUUCACUGAAGUUUGCUGAGGUAACAGUAUGAAACUCUUACAUUGUAACAUACUGAAGCGAGCAUUUGUACAUUGUACUUUUUGAGCAUCCCUUCUCGUCUAGAGUGUCAAGAGCUUUUCUUAAACCUUUGCAAUUGUUUCUGGUUUGACGCACCAACUCAUAGCAAAGAUACUUCGAAAAUUGUAAAUCAUAUGUCCUAAUAUUAACCCCCUCAGGUUCUCCAUUAUUGGAUCAAUGUUCUAAAGCAA